AUGGGAUCCACGCGGGAAACGCCAACGGAGCGUAUACUGCAGUUUCCAAGUGGCACCGACAAUAGUAGAUUUACAUCCACUUCAGAAGAAGAGUCAACAGAUGGGUCAGAAGGGGAAGACAGCGAUGCAAGGGUCCGGGACUAUCAGCAAGAAUUCAGCUCUCUCCUGGCUGAUGUGAACUCAGCAAUAGAGGAGCUGGGAGGCAAAGUAGCCCCAAAGCUGAACUGGAGCGCACCCCUGGACGCAGUGUGGAUGCUACCUGGCAGAAGCCUGAAGUGCGAAAAUGCAGAUGAGGUGGUGAUGCUCCUGAAGAGCUCUGAUCGGGUGGCCCACGAUAUCUGCCAUGCCUUUGACCACUGUCCUGGUGGUCCAUCUCUGCCGCGACCAGAUUUCUUUCUGGCCCUCAGAAAAUGGUACGAUCUGAGGCCUGAGGGCGAGUUCAGGGCAUUCGUGCGGUCCCAAGAGCUGGUGGGAGCAUCGCAGCGCGACGUGUCACAGCCCUUUGCAAUGGCUGCUGGUCAACGAGCUACUGUUCGGGAGCUACUGUUGGAGUUUCAUAAGUCGCACAUCCAGAAUGUCUUCCCACUUGGCGAUUGUGAGUGA
This is a messenger RNA of Ostreobium quekettii, 603 nucleotides long. The record is from the annotation of a GenBank genome assembly. NCBI's taxonomy places the organism in Eukaryota, Viridiplantae, Chlorophyta, Ulvophyceae, Bryopsidales, Ostreobiaceae.